GUGGUGGGUCGGACCUAGUUUGAAAUACGAAAUACGAAUUUGCAUUGAGUUGCCUUGUAGAGUCCUGGAGAGGUCAUCGCUUCGAUAGAAAAUUUUAAGUGUGUAAUACCAACAAUUGAUUGUCUAAUGGCGUUAUCGCAGUGCUUAGAGGAUUCCCCCGGCUGGAGAUCACUUCCAAAAGGAGAGCGAGAUGUAAAUUUAGAAGAACUUUACAAUGAGAGGCAUCGACUUGCAUUAGAGGAACUGCUCUCGAGUGGAGUUAACUCUUACUUGGGAUUUCUAAAGAAGGAGAAAAUCCCGAACUUUCUGUCCGCCGAAGAAAUCAAACGUAUAUCACGUUCAGCUGUAGUUCCCAAAGCCUUUUCGCUGGCAGGAGACGAUGCACCUUUUGAGCAAUCCGUCAGUACUUCCAUGGACUGUUCAUCUGUUACCUAUUUUCCAGAUGUGUCCGACGUGGAACCGCCUGUUCUGGAGCUUGGUUGGCCUGCUUUCACGACAGGGUCAUUUCGUGGAGUUACCCGGGCAGUGGCCCACUUUCAGCCAAGCUACGGGGAGUGUAUCUAUAGCUGCAAGGAAGCAGCGAGAAAAAUGAUAAAAGGAGCAAAAGAGUUGAUCGCCAUAGUAACAGACUCCUUGACAGACCUGGACAUCUUCCGGGACCUGCAGGAGGCUUGUACCCGACGCAGGAUUCCCGUGUACAUCCUGCUGGACCAGGAGGCCAUGCCCUCUUUCCUGCAGAUGUGCAGCAACAUCAAUGUCCGCCUUGAGGAACUACAGCUGAUGCGUGUCCGCACCAUUACUGGAUGCACAUAUUACAUGAGGUCGGGAGCAAGAAUCACAGGGAAAGUUCACGAACGCUUCAUGCUAAUCGAUGGGCACAAAGUAGCUACAGGCUCUUAUCGGUUCAGCUGGACAGAUGGGAAGCUCAACAGCAGCAAUCUGAUUGAACUGACUGGGCAAAUUACAGAGAAAUUUGAUGAGGAGUUUCGCAUCCUGUACGCCCAGUCUCUGCCUCUGAGUGCCAAGGAAUGCUCUCGGAGUGCGCGCAGCAGUGGGAUAUACGACCACCUGCUCCUCAAGCUCCCCUCCACCCCCUCGUCCCAGGCCCUAAAGGCAUCCAUACCCGACCAGGUGUGCAUGACCAGCACGCCAAACCGGCCCCGGAUGAUGGAGGUCCCCCGGUCCGGCCCGAGGGCAGGAGAGAAGAGCCACAGGAGCAGCCACACCUCAAAUGCCUCCACCGUCGGGGGGGACUGGAUGGAGCAGGAUGUGUUGCUGGAGGGGCCGCUGUAUGGUGCUCCAGAUCCAGCUCCAGCUCAGGCUCCAGCUCCAGCUCCAGCUCAGGCUCCACCAGCUCCAGCUCCAGCUCCGCUGGCAGCUGGCUGCUCUGCUCCAGCAGCUGUAGCUAUCCCCACCUCCUCCUGCCACAUCUCCACACAGACGAGCAACCAGAAUGUGGACAUGGGCGUGCAGACGGAUCAAAACACCAGGCGUCAGUCGUCUGGUUUCCCCCCUCUGGCCUCCACCUCCUCUGUCAAGACCAACUGUGAGACCUCCUCCUCCUCCUCCAAUUCCGGCUCCACCCCGCCGGACGUCAAAGUUGGCCCUCGUCCGCCAAUCAGACGUGGCCCCACCCCCCCGAAUACCAACCUGAAGGAGAGCUUCUGGAAGCUUUCCAAAGAGCGGCAGGGCCACUACACGUCCAUCCGCUCCAAACUGGACAACAUGGUGGCCGUGCUCUCUCACCGGCGGGAGCUGGUGGACCUCACCAACCUGGCCCUGAGUCCGGCCCUGCGGAGACGCAACGCUCAUCAGCAGUCCAGGCGGGCAGCAGGGGUCAUGAUGGAGACCACCUUCACGGGGACCUGGCCUCGGUCAAGGGGUUUGCAGUGAAGAGACAGGACAGGGGACAUCAGAGGACAUGAAGAGUACUGGGUUGCAAUCAAACUGAUGAAUGUUAGUGAAUGAAGAUACAUUCAACAAUACUACUGUGCAUUUUUUACAGUUUACUAUGGUUGUCAAAUGUGUAAUAGCCAAGUCUUAGGAGGUAACUUUCUGACAGGGUGUAUUGUGCAGGGACCAAAAACAUAGUUUUCUGACUUUAUAGAUCAUGCUGAAAAAGAGAGCUGCUCUCUGUUAUUUUCUUCAGCUGCAUCUUGUAUUGAGGGCUAUAUUGUGGGUAAAAGGGAACUGUUCUUGUUUUUUAGUCAUCCUAGAAAUACAGCUUCUACUAAAUGUAUUUAAAGGUUACAUUUAUGUCAUGUACUUAUGAGAACAAAAGUAAAUUGUGUACAGAGAAUGACCAUUUUGGUAAAAGAAUAAGUUAGAUAUAAGUUAGAUAUGUCUACAUCUACAUAUAUUACAUGAUUAAAAGAAUUUUGUUUUUGUUUUGAAAUAAUAUAUUUGAGUAUUUACCUUAGCUCUCUAGUAAUGUGUUAAUCAAAAUUGUAUAUCUAAAUGUGUACAUUUGAAGUAUGCAUGGUCUUCUAACACAGAACAUUCAGAAACACUAUUACAACAACUGCUGUAUACUGUAUGUGCAAUUUAAGGCCAAGACACUACUGUAAAGUGCAACACUUCUACCUUCUACAAGGUACUUAGCAUGGCACAGAAACUGUAGAUUCUGUCGCUAAGGUGUGGUAUCCUCUCUGUGUGUUAAACACAUGAUCAAUUACUUGUUUUCCAAUAAAUUCACCAAGGUGUUUUAAA
This is a messenger RNA of Clupea harengus (Atlantic herring), 2709 nucleotides long. It is a transcript of the gene sack1d, whose product is annotated as family with sequence similarity 83 member D. Lineage: Eukaryota; Metazoa; Chordata; Actinopteri; Clupeiformes; Clupeidae. The transcript is spliced from 5 exons. Gene Ontology annotation, molecular function: protein kinase binding. Gene Ontology annotation, cellular component: mitotic spindle pole; cytosol. Gene Ontology annotation, biological process: regulation of TOR signaling; signal transduction; protein localization to mitotic spindle. The coding region runs from base 127 to 1893 and encodes 588 amino acids. The record is from RefSeq and is a predicted model, not a curated record.